AAUAUUCAAAUACUGAAUGCUUUGAUUUGAAUCUACCUACUUCGUCUCUUGAGUGAUCUAGACUCUAGAGAGACAGACAAAAAUAGAGGUUGUUGGAUAGUUAGGUGGAAAAUGACAAAACAAGUGAUGGUUAUAGAGGAGAGUGGUGGUGGUGGUGGUAGUGGAAGGAGAAGAAAGAGGGGAAUGACUGAAAAGCAAAACCAGUUGUAUCCUCAAUCACCAGCUGUUUCAUUUCUUUGCUUAUCAUCAUCAGCAUCGAUUAUCAGGAGAUCGAUGAAGCCGUGUCGCCACUUCGGUCAGCAAAAUGGAGUAAUCUCGGCAUUUCAUCGGUUAAAGAUUGGAUGGCCAACUGAUAUCCGUCACAUUACGCACGUCACGUUUGAUCGUUUCAAUGGGUUCCUAGGACUUCCGGUUGAGUUUGAGGUAGAAGUUCCCAGCAGAGUCCCCAGUGCCAGUGCUAGAGUGUUGGGGGUCUCGGCCGAAUCAAUGCAGUGCUCUUAUGACUCCAAAGGGAAUAGUGUUCCUACAAUUCUCCUGCUAAUGCAGGAGAGGUUAUACUCACAAGGAGGUCUUAAGGCAGAAGGAAUCUUUCGGAUAAAUCCAGAGAACAGUCAGGAAGAACAUGUUAGGCAGCAGCUUAACAAGGGAAUUGUACCAGAUGAUAUAGAUGUGCACUGCUUGGCAGGUUUAAUAAAAGCCUGGUUUCGCGAACUUCCUACUGGAAUACUAGAUGACCUUUCUCCUGAACAAGUUCUUGAAUGCAACACUGAGGAGAAAUGUGUGGAGCUUGUUAAGCAGCUUGUACCGACAAAGUUGGCCCUGCUUAAUUGGGCCAUUGAUCUAAUGGUUGAUGUGGUUAAUGAAGAAGAAUUCAACAAAAUGAAUGCACGAAAUAUCGCAAUGGUCUUCGCCCCAAACAUGACACAGAUGUUGGAUCCACUGACUGCUCUAAUGCAUGCUGUUCAAGUGAUGAACUUGCUCAAGAUUCUGAUAAUGAAAAACCUUAGGGAAUGUGAUGCUACUGCAACCGACUGUAACUGCAAAUCUGUGUCAGACAUUGUUGGCCAAGAAAAAAUUGUGAAUGUAUAAACAUGACAAUUUGAGUAUAUGAAUGAAGGAGCUUUCUAGGCAAUUGAAUGAAGAGCAAGGAACAUGGGAGUUCGCACUAAGGAUCAACUACUCCAAGGAAGGAUGUGAAUGCAAAAACAGAUCCACAGAUAUGGUAUCUCCCCUUUGUUGUGUCUUGGGAAGCUGCAGUUUGCGUAUUUUCCAGAAAUGCUUCUUCAUAAGGUUCUGGUGUCAUUGUUGAGCCAUGAUUGUAUCUGUGGUUCAAAAUAAUCAGCAUGGAGCACGGGUUAGAUUUGAGAGUUGCGCUUCUUGGAUUAUGUAAUGUUUAGACUUGGCUAUUUUGCUUGCAAUUGUGUGCCAUUAUAAUAGACAGAAACCACUUUUUUCUGAA
Messenger RNA from Papaver somniferum (opium poppy), 1459 nucleotides. Its product is annotated as rho GTPase-activating protein 2-like. The transcript has 4 exons. The coding region runs from base 112 to 1089 and encodes 325 amino acids. The record is from RefSeq and is a predicted model, not a curated record. Gene Ontology annotation, biological process: signal transduction. Gene Ontology annotation, molecular function: GTPase activator activity. NCBI's taxonomy places the organism in Eukaryota, Viridiplantae, Streptophyta, Magnoliopsida, Ranunculales, Papaveraceae.